Molecule: messenger RNA, 1485 nt
Organism: Zea mays
Lineage: Eukaryota; Viridiplantae; Streptophyta; Magnoliopsida; Poales; Poaceae
Exons: 7
Coding region: 555-1043 (162 amino acids)
Source: RefSeq, marked provisional
GCCGACGACGCCGCGCCGCGCUGCGACGAUCCUGUCCUCGCCGAGACGGAGCGCAUCAAGGCCGUCCUCCUCAGCGACCAAGAGAAGCCGGAGGCCGAGUUGCUGGAGCUACUCCGGCGGCUGCAGGAGCUGGACCUCGCGUUCGACACCUUGGAUGCCACUGCGAUUGGCAAAGCAGUUGCCAACUUCCGGAAGCACAGCUCCAAGCAGAUUCGGAAUCUCGUGAGAUCGCUCAUCGAAGACUGGAAACACACAGUUGACGUGUGGAUUGCUCACCGCAGAGAUGCUGUUGUAGAUCAAACACCUCAGUCCAUGGGUCCUUCAAGCUUGGAGCAGGAGGAUCGAGGGGCGGCUUCCACCCACAUGGAUGAAGGCGACCUCUUCGCAACGCCGAGCACUACAAUUCGGCUGUCCGAGGAGAACAUGGAUGGCGAUGGAAGUGAGUGAUCAGAUUCUCGCUCUCAUCAAUCAAUCCCCUCCCUCCCUCUGACCAUUCUUGGUUAGGAAUUUGUAUUUACCAUCUCGGUCGGUUUGUGAAUUCCAAUUCAGGCAUCAUGACCAAUGACAGUAGGGACUGUGGGCAGCGGUACCCGAUGAUGAACCAAGAACCGGCUAGAAGGCCUCCGCCAAUGGGCCAGCGGUACGACCCAGAGCCAUGCUGGAGGCAGUCUCGGCCGCAGGAACUGAGCAACGGGCAGACAAAGGAGCAGUUCGUCGCGGAGAUGCUUGCCAGACCCUCGAGCGUGGAGUCGGGCCCCGGGAGACCGCAGGCGAGGCCUAGGCAGCAGCACCAGGACACCCCAGCAGCUCAAGCCAGGCCGCAGCCGGCUGCGUCCGAGAAACCGGCGGCUCAACUCGACGCGAACUCUGUGCGAGCGAAGCUGGAGCUCGCGAAGAACGCCAAGCUCGAGGCGACCAAGAGGAAGCUCCAGGAAGGGUACCAAGAAUCCGAUAACGGUAUGCGUGCUGCUGCUGCUGCUAUGGGUAUAGGAUAUCCAUCCUUCAUUGUGCUGGUGGUUCAUGCAUUGUGCUGUGCUGCUUGAUGGACCGAGAAUCUGAUCUCCAUUUUUUUUUCGGUUCUCUGCUUCGCGCCACCGCAGCGAAGAAGCAGAGGAACGUACAGAUGGUGGGUCCGCAGAACCUGCCCAAGCAAGGGAACACGAACAACAACCGUAGUUUCCAGCCUAGCGGUAGCGGCAGGCCAAGGAGUAGCGGCAACGUCAAUAGCAACAGGAACUGGUCAAGAUGAGAGGCACCGAUUCCAAUUCCGAUUCCAAUUCCUUCAAGAGCGGCAGGAUCCCUUUUCUUUUUCUUUUUCUUUUUACAUCGGCUACAACAAUUUUUAGUCUAGGCCAGUAGUACAUAAACAGCAAUAAGGCUUGUUUUCGGAAUUGCAUGUUUGGCAUGUCACAAUGCUCGGCUGGCUGGUCUUUGCCGAUGAAACCUGUAAAGAUAACACUACCAAAUUCUGAUCUUGAGCUUACU